Clonostachys byssicola is the source of this 1356-nucleotide messenger RNA. NCBI's taxonomy places the organism in Eukaryota, Fungi, Ascomycota, Sordariomycetes, Hypocreales, Bionectriaceae. The record is from the annotation of a GenBank genome assembly.
AUGACUUCCGAGAAUAUUGCCGCUCUCCUCAGCACUAAGCAGGGCCAGAUCGAAAUUGCUAAACGACCGAUCCCGACUCCACAGGCAGACGAGAUUCUGGUUCACAAUAAGGCUAUCGCAGGCAACCCUGUGGACUGGAUGGUCCGCGACUAUGGGUUUGGCAUAACCGAAUACCCUAUUGUACUCGGCAGCGACGUCGCGGGAGUCGUGGAGCAUGUCGGAGCAAACGUCACCCGGUUCAAGGUGGGAGACAGGGUGCUUGGAUUCGCCGGCGUCCUGGCCACCUCAAAAGCCGAUCACGGUGCCUGGCAGACAUAUACCGUCGUUAAAGAACAAGCUGCGACCGUGUUGCCUAGUGCCAUGGCUUUCGAGGAUGCCGCCGUCUUUCCCAUGGCGAUGGCCACCUCCAUCAACGCCUUUUUCGUCCAGUUCGGCCUGCCCAGGCCUGCUGAUGCGCACUCGACCAUUUUCAGUCCGGGUACUGAGUGCCUCUUUAUCUGGGGCGGUGGCGGAGCCGUAGCUGCCUCCAUGAUACAGCUCGCCAAGGCACUCGGGUUCACCGUGUAUACCACCGCCAGCCCCAAACAUCAUGACCGGCUUCGUCGGCUCGGAGCCGCCGAGGUCUUUGACUAUGAAGAUGCCAACGUGGUAAACAAAGUCUUGGACAAAGUCAGCUCGGCCGGCCUCCACCUCUCGCACGCCAUUGACAACACAAGCAAAAAGGACACGCUACUCGCUACCUCGGAGAUUCUGGUCCGCAGCGGCGGCCCGUCGAGCAAGCUCGUGACGUUGCUUGACUGGCCCGAGGACAUGCCCUGUCCCGUGCAGAAAUUCAGCUUCUUUGCCUUUACGACGUUUGCCGAGCACGCAGAUCUCGCCGGGUGGUUCUUCAACGACUGGCUAGCCGAGGCGCUCGCUGAGAGGGUUAUCGUUCCUGCGCCUCCAGUUGUGAUUGUUGAUGGGGGUAUCGGUAGUGUAAUAAAGGUGUUUGAUCGUAUCAAAGCGGGAGUGAACGGGGUGAAGGUUGUUAUCCUGACCGUUACCAAAGUCAUAGUUGUAGAGGCCCAGGUCGGCCCAGCUAGUGAUAAACAGGUCCCGAGAGUCAAACAGAUCCCAGCCUGGGUAGAGGGCCCUGCGAUCGAUGAGCUGCUCGACGAGCUCCCAGACUACGCCAAUGUAGCCCGUGUUGAUGCGGUCGGGCGAGGGGAAUGCGCGACCUUGGCGCAUAUAUCUGCGAGCAACUCGAUGGAUUCGUCUCGACCGCACUUGGCCACGUCGCGGACUGCGGCCUCUACCCAGGAGCAAAGGACGACGUUCCCAAAGUACGGCGCCUCAGGGUCCACGAACCGCUCGUGA